Molecule: messenger RNA, 906 nt
Organism: Exophiala aquamarina CBS 119918
Lineage: Eukaryota; Fungi; Ascomycota; Eurotiomycetes; Chaetothyriales; Herpotrichiellaceae
Exons: 3
Coding region: 1-906 (301 amino acids)
Source: RefSeq, a predicted model, not a curated record
AUGGCCUCACGGAACCUCUGUAAGUCCACCACUUCCUCUUUCUUGUCCAGUUUCACCGCCCUUCCCCGAACUGGAUGUCGCUCCUUUUCCUCUGUUCCAGUCCUCUUUGCGCCCCGACAACAAGUUUCCUCCAAAGACAAGGCAGCAAAAGAGAAGGCCAAAAAGAAGAAGAAGAAAUACCAAUUUUAUAAGCAGCAUGACAAGACAGACCUCGAGCUAUUCACCUUGUGUGAUGCCAUGAGAUACAUCAAGGCUUUCGAAGUUCGACGAGAUCCCGAUGUUCCCAAAUACGACAUCCACAUUAAAAUGCGCACCAAGAAGGAUGGCCCCAUCAUUCGCAACCAAAUCCGCCUGCCGUUCGCAGUCAAGACAGAUAUUCGGGUCGCAGUGAUAUGCCCUCCCAAUUCAGCAGCUGCUCAAGAAGCUAGAGAGGCUGGCGCUGUCAUGGUUGGUGACGAAGAGAUCUUCAAGCGCGUCAAGGAUGGGAAAAUUGAUUUCGAUCGAUGCAUCGCGGUACCUGAUUCUCUACCGAAGAUUAAUAAGGAAGGCCUGCCUCGUGUACUUGGACCUCGGGGUCUCAUGCCGAGUUUGAAAUUGGGUACAGUGGUCGACAAGCCUGGUCCUGCUGUGAGGAACCUGCUCGGUGGCAGUUUAUAUCGAGAGAGGCAAGGAGUUGUGCGUAUGGCCAUUGGGCGGCUUAGUUUCACGCCUGAGCAAUUACGAGACAAUGUCCGAGCAUUUGUGAGUGCUGUCAAGAAAGACGCGUCAGCGAUCAGUGAAUCGGUCUUGAAGGAGGUUACUGAGGUGGUUCUGAGCUCCACGAAUUCACCUGGGUUUCCACUGAAUGGCGAGUUCUACAAGGCAGCGCCGGGCCAACCUACCAUCCAACAGCUGUCCGUUGCAUAG